Messenger RNA from Eimeria acervulina, 912 nucleotides. RefSeq lists its product as hypothetical. The transcript has a single exon. Gene Ontology annotation, biological process: GPI anchor biosynthetic process. The coding region runs from base 1 to 912 and encodes 303 amino acids. Gene Ontology annotation, cellular component: endoplasmic reticulum membrane. The record is from RefSeq and is a predicted model, not a curated record. Lineage: Eukaryota; Apicomplexa; Conoidasida; Eucoccidiorida; Eimeriidae.
AUGCCCAGACAUAUUCGCCCACUCUUGCUGCUGCUGCUGCUGCUGCACACACCAGCCAGCAUCUACGGCAGCAGCAGCCGCAACAGCAACAGCAGCAGCAGCAGCAGCACUGACGUAUCUCUGUCUCUUGUGAAGGCCUCAACAAGGCUCGAGGGCAAGGGCUUCCACCGCGUCUUCGAGUCUCGCAUUUUGCUGCAGCAGCAGCCUAAUGCAAGAACAGCAGCAUCAGCAGCAGCAGGAGAGAAGGAUGCAGCUGAGGAGUGUCUUCUUUCGCUUGAGUAUCGUCUGCCGCAGCAGCUCUUCGCUGACCCCGAUCAAACAUACGAGUUGGGGGCCCCAGACAGGCACGGCAGGGUAAUAAGUACGGGGGCCCCCGGGGGCCCCCUUCUGCUUCAAGCCACCACUAUAUUCAAACCCUCUUGCCAAGGGGGCCCCCGGGGGGCCCCCCAAGGGGGCUCCUGCAUGCAGGGCCCCGUGAUGGUUGAUGUAGAGCUCCCUAGCUACUCCCCGAGGCUGGGGCCCCCUCCUGUUGUACGGCAGGAGGUGCACAUACACCCGAAAAUGCUAGAAGGGGGGGCCCCCGGAAGCACUCACGAAGUGAUGGUGCAGCUGCCUGUACACCUGAGGUAUGGGGCCCCCUGCAGCGGCAGCAGCUGCAACGGCCUGCUGCGGGAAGCUGCUGCAGCUCCGCUAGUGGGGCUGUCUUGUAGGGGGAGGGAGAAGCAGCAGCAAACUGCGACUGCCGCCCCAGCAGCAGCAGCAGCAGCAGCAAGAGGAGCAGCAGCAGAAGCAGCAGCAGUGGAGUUCUUUGUCCCUGUAGGCCAGACAGCACAUUGGGGGCUGAGCGCAGCAGUAACUGCAGCAGCAAUGACCUUCAGUAUAAUUGCUGUUGUCUUUGCUUUAGCUGCCUGA